UUCAAUUUACUGAUUUACGUUGUGCGGAGUGUGGACGAUAACAAAAUAACCCAGAAUACGUUGGCCUAGAACCGCUGGAAUAGAUAUUGUUGGUGUAUUCUAUUAUAUUUACACCGCAGUGUACAGUACUGGCAGACUCGUCGAAAAAGAAUAACCGCGUGCGAAUUGUGAAGGUAAUAAAUAUAAAUUAUAACAAUUCCACAUGGACAACGACAGAGGCACGUCCGAUUUAAAAGCACCGGUGUUCGACAUGGAGUCGGAGCGGUCCAAAUCAGAUAUAAGCGCUGACGAAACACGUUCUUCCAGCGUUGAUGACACUUGCAUAGACGAUAUAUUAUUCGAUUCGACUGGUUCCGAUGUGUCCGAAGACGAGUCUCCAGAAUUUCAUCAUAACGACCAGAGAUAUGACACGACGGAACUUAACUAUAACACUAUGACUUGCGUAAUAGACGACAAAGGUGUAGUGAAAAGCUGCGUACCUGUAGAACAGUAUCUACCAAACGACGAAAAAAUGGAAUUAAUUACAAGCGACAUAACCACAAUAGAAAAUCAUUUGAGAUCGUUUUUAGGUAAUCAUUUUGUGCACUUUGAUUUCGAUUCCAGAGAUCCAAUCCUAUACCUAAUUGAUGUAAUAAAGAAAGCCAUAUCAGAAUUGGAUGAUUAUUGGAAUGGUCACUACUUGGUGACAAAGGAGUUAAACAGACAAAUCAAUGAGUUAAACCAUUCUAAUACUGGUCUGUGUCAUAUGAACCAAGAAGUUGCAAAUCUGUAUUCUAUUUAUGUUGACACUAAAUUCAGGCAAGUGUAUCUAUAUAAUAUAAGACACCUAAGGUUUUUCUUUUAAAAAUUUAAAACAAAAUAUAAUAAGUAGUUAUUUUUAUUGUUUGUAAAAGUA
This is a messenger RNA of Acyrthosiphon pisum (pea aphid), 895 nucleotides long. RefSeq lists its product as uncharacterized. The coding region runs from base 203 to 844 and encodes 213 amino acids. The transcript is spliced from 3 exons. NCBI's taxonomy places the organism in Eukaryota, Metazoa, Arthropoda, Insecta, Hemiptera, Aphididae. The record is from RefSeq and is a predicted model, not a curated record.